CAGUGGUCAGAAUAGAAUUAGCAGUCAAACUAAUUCUUCAGCGCCUAAAAAACGCGAUUUCUGAUCCGAUUUCGCCGAUCAGAUCACAUUCAGAAAAUGCUUCUGGCUGUCUUAUUUGCCAACUCCGAGGGCAACGUCCUCGUUGAACGUUUUAAUGGAGUACCAGCAGAAGAGCGUCUGCAUUGGAGGUCUUUCCUAGUUAAGCUGGGUGCGGAGAAUCUUAAAGGGGUUAAGAAUGAAGAACUUCUAGUGGCUUGCCACAAGUCUGUUUACAUCGUAUACACAGUACUUGGAGAUGUCAGCAUCUAUGUUGUAGGAAAGGAUGAGUAUGAUGAACUUGCGUUGUCUGAAGCAAUCUUUGUUAUAACAUCUGCUCUCAAGGAUGUAUGUGGAAAACCUCCAUCCGAGAGACUUUUCCUGGAUAAGUAUGGAAAAAUUUGCUUGUGCCUGGAUGAAAUUGUCUGGACGGGGUUGCUGGAAAACAUUGACAAAGAUAGAAUCAAGAGACUGGUUAGGUUGAAACCACCAACAGAAUUCUGAUUAAGAUUUUCCCAGUCUCUUGUUUAUGCAAAGCUCCUGGGACUCGAGCAGCACUGUGUUUGUUGAGUGUAGUUCUAAUGUAUGUUUUGUAUCUUACCUUGGCUUUUGGAUAGUCUGUCAGUAAUUUUAUUUGCAGGUUUUAGUGCUUUAAUCUUUUUCUUUAUUGGCUUGGCGAGAUAAGAAAAAUCAUCCUACUGCUUUCUAAUUAUGGAGGACCUUUCUCGUUUGAAGCGUGAAGUAGGGAUGGAUGGAUUCCUUUUCCUUCUCUACAUUCUUUGACACGUUUGAGCUGGUUCGUUUGGGGAUUGUAUCUUUAUAAUGCCCUUGCAAUUGAACGGAAUAUGGUUUUGGACCUUUGAA
Molecule: messenger RNA, 900 nt
Organism: Lycium ferocissimum
Lineage: Eukaryota; Viridiplantae; Streptophyta; Magnoliopsida; Solanales; Solanaceae
Exons: 5
Coding region: 97-540 (147 amino acids)
Biological process (GO): retrograde vesicle-mediated transport, Golgi to endoplasmic reticulum; intra-Golgi vesicle-mediated transport; intracellular protein transport
Cellular component (GO): COPI vesicle coat
Source: RefSeq, a predicted model, not a curated record